AUGACGAGAUCAAGACGCUUAGAUCAUCAAUCAAAACUCUUGGUAAACAUCACAAGUCAUAGCCACAGGUCAAAUUAUCUCUACCAUCCUCACUCUUCAACCUCGCGUUACGUAUUAGAUUUCGCGAACUUCAACAACAUGGACUUUGGAGACUCAGGAGAGUUAUAUACUAUAAGAAACCAAUUCUAUACCUGGCAACAUCAUAAAGUGAUUGAUUACUCAGUAGAACAAUUCACUGAUGUCAAUCAAUUGAAAGUUUUGGAAUACAAAGUCAGAUCAACCAUUGCUAUUGGUAAAGAUGCUUCCAAGUUGAUCGAAGAUGGUAAGACCAAAUUCCCAGGAAAUGAAGAAUUAUUCUUAUUAUUAUCUGCAUGGAAUGACUUACAUUCAUUUGGAACCGAUGAUUCCACUUAUUUUGAAGAUAUCAAAUCACCAAAAUUCGAAUUACAAGCUAUAUUGACCAGUUUAUAUUUAGUGAAAUUCUUUAAAAACAUAGAUCAAGGUAUCGAACUUUUGGUUAGUUAUAUUGAUAAUUUGAACGUUUUACAAAAAAAUGAAUUAGAACCUUAUUUGGUUCUUAUCCAACUUUAUCUAGUUAAAGGUAACUUCAAUCAAGCUAACAAGAUUUUCAAUAACUUCAAGAGUUUCCCUGAAAUCUUGAAAGACGAUGUCAUUUAUCAUGUUAUUGAAAGUUGGAUUUUAGCCUUAAAGGGUGAAACUGACAACAUCAAUAACUCAUUUUACUUCUAUGAUGAAUUAUUGGCCAAUGACUUUGAUAAUGAGUUAGAUAGAUUCAAAAUCUUGAACGUUUUAUUCGUUUUGUCAUUGAAAUUGAACCAUUUACCUGAAGCUCAAGAGUUCCAAAAUCAACUUGCUGAAUUAGGUAUCAAAAAUGAUGAUUUCUUAGCUAACCAAAUAGUUAUGAAUUAUUUAUCAGGUAAACAAUCACCUGAAUUGAUUGAAAAAUUGACUGAACUCAAUCCUGACCAUCAAUAUUUGGUCGAUAGAAAAGAUAAGAACGAUAAGUUCGACCAGAUUGUUGAAAAGUAUAAGGUUGAUGUUUAG
Molecule: messenger RNA, 1065 nt
Organism: Yamadazyma jaroonii
Lineage: Eukaryota; Fungi; Ascomycota; Pichiomycetes; Serinales; Debaryomycetaceae
Source: the annotation of a GenBank genome assembly